Molecule: messenger RNA, 3555 nt
Organism: Diplodia corticola
Lineage: Eukaryota; Fungi; Ascomycota; Dothideomycetes; Botryosphaeriales; Botryosphaeriaceae
Product: rna polymerase rpb1 c-terminal repeat domain-containing protein
Exons: 3
Coding region: 1-3555 (1184 amino acids)
Source: RefSeq, a predicted model, not a curated record
AUGACCAGCUUGUGGAAAGGCCGGCGCAGCUCCGACACCCCGGAGCAGGCUCGCCCUCAAAUCAGUCGCCGCCCCUCCAAGAAGAUCAUCGAGGACAUCGAGAAGGGCACUUCCCGCGCCGCUCGCAAGUUCGAAAGCGUGCGCCGCCGAGAGAGCGUAAAGCGCGAUCGGGCCAACCUCGAGACCAUCCUCUCUGUCGGCGAUCAGUUCGAACAGCAGCUCGACAAAGAGCUUCCCCCGCCCGGAGGUCCAGUCCGCCCGGCGUCCAACACCAAGCGCGGCUCGCCGCCCAGAGAAUCAGCUUCGAGUAGUCGCUCCCAGCACUCCAUCCAGCCCGAGUCGUCGUUCACGGCCUCACCGCCCCGCAGAGCGAAGCUUGAGCGAGCCACCGUCUCGGACACACACGCCCUACAGCAACACCAGUUCGACGGCCCAUCCGACAAGAAGCCAGUGCAACCCAAACGCAACAUGCUUCGCUAUUUCUUCGGUGGCGCCGCACAGCCUGAUCAGAAGCCCGACGCUGCCGACGAUGCCCCCCGCAGCGACUCGCUGGUCAGCGAGGCCGAGGAGCUGAGGAGACAGCUGAGCGAAAUGGAGAAGCAGCUGGAGAAGACCAACGACCAGCUGGGCGCUCGCGACGCUGAGGUCAGCACCCUGCAGCACCGCGCCGAGGAGCUCGCCGCCGACUACAAGAUCAAGGAGACUGCUCUCGUCCAGCAGAAGGCUGCGCUUGAGGAGCACAUGGUCAGCGUUGUCGUGCAGCAGAUCACCGACGCCCGCAAGGCCGAGAGGGAUUCCGUCAAGGAGGGCUGUGAGCAAGAGUAUCAGUCCAAGUUGGAUGCUAUCCAGCACGAGCACGAGGCCAAGAUCACCGCCCUCAUCCGCGACCACGACGUGACGAAGUCGUCCACCGAGAAGCUCAAGGCUGACUUGGAUUCUCAAAUCGAAAAGCUGAAGUCCGACCUGACUGAUGCUUCUGAUAAGCACCAAGCCGCCGAGACCAAGGCUUCGCAAGUUGAGUCGGAGCUCAAUGCUCUGCGUGAGGAGUCGGGGAAGGCUAUUGAGGAGGCCAACGCCGCGAAGGAGGCUAUCAAGGCCGAGCUGGAGGAAAAGCUCGCCUCUGUUGCCACUGAGCUCGCCGCCGCCCAGUCUGACCUGUCUGCUGCCCGCACCGAGGCUGCUGAGCACGCUCAGAAGCACGACACCCUGCAUGCCGAGUCAACCCGUCUUCAGGAGGAGGCCGCUGCCACAAGCGCCAAGCUUGACGAGCAGAUCAAGGCUCUUUCUGCCGAUCUCGAGGCCGCUAAGAACGACGCCGAGUCUGCUGGCACUGAGGCCGCCUCUGCUGCGACCAAGGCUCUCGAGGAAGCCCAGGCCGCGGCCGAAGCCCUGCAGAGCCAGAUCACCUCCCUGGAGGAGGAGCUUUCCGCUGUCAAGGCCAACUCUGAGAAGUUGGAGCAGGAGUAUGAGGCCCAGAAGGAAUCUGCUUCCGCUGCUGCCUCCGAGGCCCAGGCUCAGCUUGAGAACGGCGCCAAGGAUCUUGAUGAGCUGCGUCACAAGCUGAAUGAGGCCGAGGCUGGUCUUGCCGAGAAGCAGGCCACUCUUGAGAGCGUUCAGUCUGAGCUUUCCGACAAGAGUGUCGAGGUCGCCAGCCUCGUUGCUUCGCUCGAAACCGAGAGGAAUGCCCACGCCGAGACCAAGGGCACUCAUGAGUCUGAAGUUUCCGCGCACGCCGAGACGAAGGCUGCUCACGACGCUACUCAGGCCAAGAUCGCCGAACUUGAGGCUCAGCUUGCUAAGGCUGAGGAGUCUGUGACCGUCAUCGCUGACCUCGAGGCCAAGGUUGCCGCCCUGGAGGCUGCUAAGGCCGACGCUGAGGCCAAGGUGGCCGAGCUCGAGAGCCAGGUCGAGUCUGCUAGGGCCGACGCUGAGGCUGCCAACGCCAAGGUCUCUGAGCUUGAGGCCAGCAUCGCUGAGCUCGAGUCUGCUAAGACUGCUGCUGAGGCCAAGGUUUCCGAGCUUGAGGGCAAGAUUCCCGAGCUUGAGGCCAAGGUUGAGGAAGUCACCAAGGAGAUCGAGGGUCACGCUGCCGCCAAGACCGAGCUCGAGAGCAAGGUCGAGGAGCUGAACAAGACCAUCGAGGAACACGUCUCCAGCAAGUCUGACAUCGAGGCCAAGGUUGCCGAGCUCACCCAGGAAGUCGAAUCCCACGCUUCUGCCAAGUCCGAGCUCGAGAGCAAGGUUGAGGAACUCAACAAGGCUAUUGAGGAGCACACCGCCUCCAAGGCCGAGGUGCAGAUCAAGCUCGAUGAGCUCACCCAGGAGAUCGAGUCCAACAGCUCCAGCAAGUCUGAGCUCGAGGCUAAGAUCGAGGAGCUCAACAAGGCCGUUGACGAGCACACUUCCAGCAAGGCCGAAGUCGACGCUAAGGUUGAGGGGCUCACCAAGGAGAUCGAAACCCACACGUCCGGCAAGUCUGAGCUUGAGAGCAAGAUCGAAGCUCUUUCUCAGGAGGUUGAAUCCCACGCCAGCGCGAAGACCGAGCUUGAGGCCGCCCACAGCCAGACCAAGGCCGAUCUCGAGGCCGCUCAGGCCGAGCACACCGCCGCCAAGGAUCAGCUCACCUCGCUCGAGUCCCUGCUCAAGGAGGUCCAGGAGGCCAAGGAUGCUUCGGCUGCUACCAUCGCUGAGGUUGAGGAGAAGGCCAAGGCGGCCGAGGAGCGUUCCGCCGCUGCCGAAGAGGCUCUCAAGAAGGCGGAGGAGUCGCACGCGGAGGAGCUCACCGGCCUGAAGGCCGCUCAGGAGACCCAGGAGCAGCUUGAGAAGGACGUGGCCGCCGCCAACGAGGCCAAGGAGCAGCUCGAGAAGGACGUUACUGCUGCCAACGAGGCCAAGGCUGCUCUCGAGACCGAACUUGCCGAGGUCAAGGAGCAGGCUGGCCAGAUUGAACAGCUGAAGCAGGACAUUUCCGCCGCUGAGGCUGAGAAGAGCUCUCUCACUGAGAAGCUCGCCGAUGCCGAGUCUAAACAGCAGGAGGCCGAGAGCAAGGUCGAGGCCGCCGAGCAGGCCAAGUCUGAGGCCGACGCGAAGGUGCAGAAGGCCGAGGAGGAGGCUGAGGCCGCCACCGCCAAGAUCUCUGAGCUUGAGUCUCAGCUUUCGGCUGCUCAGGCCGAUGCUGCCAAGGUCGCUGAUCUCGAGUCCCAGCUCACCGCCGCCAACGAGGCCAAGGCGGCUGUCGAAAGCGAGGUUCAGACUCUCAAGGACGACGCUGCCACGGCUGCUGGCAAGCUUGAGUCGGCUGAGCAGGCCAAGUCGGACGCUGAGAAGAAGUUGGACACUGCGGAGGAGCAGAUCCAGAAGGCCGAUGCCGAGAAGGAGGCUCUUGAGGAGAAGCUUGACGCCAUGCAGGCGGCGCACGAGAAGCUUGCCAAGAAGUACGAGAACGUCAUGGAGGCCAAGGACAAGGCCGACGCCAGGCUGAAGGAGCUUGAGGGCAGUGCUUCGGAGGCGACGAACGGCGUCAGCGCCGAGGCCCCAGCUGAGGUUGCGGCGUAA